UCGAUCCCAGUUUUAUCUCUGCGGUGCAGUUACAAAACUUGAAUGAUACCAUCACUGCAACCAACGACAACAUAGAUGCCGAUCAAAUAAUUGUAAAUGGGUCAAUGGAUAGCGAAGAUGCAAGCGGUAGUAAGAUUGGAAAGAAAUGUUUAUCCAUCGGAUAUAACAGUAACUCUUUACCGGAUAUAUAUAACAAAAUUAUGGAACGUUAUCGAAAGAAUUUGCAUCCAAACUUCGGAAGUCAGGAGACGUUUAACGUCACCAUUAAUUCUCGGUUGGAAACGUUGAUACAACUGGAUCAGGUAGAGGAGCGACUUUCGUCUGUGAUGUCGUUCACAAUCAAUUGGAGAGACACUCGGCUCGACUGGAUGAACGAUAUCUUGUGCCUUGUAAAUCAAAACGUGUCGGCCAAAUUGCCACGGCAGGCAUUCUUCAUGGAACUUGAUAAGGAGCUGAUUUGGAGACCGUCAAUAACAAUCGCUAAUCCGCAUAGCCCAAGAUACAUGCUGUCAGACAACAUUGGGAGUCAAGUCGUCGACGUUAUGUUCCUUGGCGAGGUUACAUGGGAAUACUCGCAAAUAGUGGAAACCCGAUGUAGUGUUGAUAGCACUCAUUUCCCGUUCGACAAACAGUUUUGUGAAAUACAGAUAUCGGUACCAUCGUAUUCUGGCAGCGAGAUCUCACUCACGCAUUGUAUCAAUCCAGAUACUUUGUCUACUGGAGAGUGGCAAAUUUUAACUUUCAAACAGUUUCAAACAAAGAAAAAAAUAGGAUUUCGUCAGGGUUUUUAUUAUCGAAUAUGA
Molecule: messenger RNA, 803 nt
Organism: Dreissena polymorpha
Lineage: Eukaryota; Metazoa; Mollusca; Bivalvia; Myida; Dreissenidae
Product: neuronal acetylcholine receptor subunit alpha-9-like
Exons: 3
Coding region: 105-803 (232 amino acids)
Biological process (GO): chemical synaptic transmission; nervous system process; signal transduction
Cellular component (GO): membrane; synapse; neuron projection
Molecular function (GO): transmembrane signaling receptor activity; neurotransmitter receptor activity; extracellular ligand-gated monoatomic ion channel activity
Source: RefSeq, a predicted model, not a curated record